This is a messenger RNA of Annulohypoxylon truncatum, 2152 nucleotides long. RefSeq names its product MFS general substrate transporter. The transcript is spliced from 11 exons. Gene Ontology annotation, biological process: transmembrane transport. The coding region runs from base 129 to 1601 and encodes 490 amino acids. Gene Ontology annotation, molecular function: transmembrane transporter activity. The record is from RefSeq and is a predicted model, not a curated record. Gene Ontology annotation, cellular component: membrane. Lineage: Eukaryota; Fungi; Ascomycota; Sordariomycetes; Xylariales; Hypoxylaceae.
UAAAGGUUGGCCAGACGGUGUUCCGAACAAUAGAAUAACCCACCCAACCUUCCUCUUUUCGUCCCGCCCUUUUUCUUCGUCUCCGGCUCGCGACAAGGAAAGGAAAAGAGGAAAAAAAGCCUAUAACGAUGCCGUCUUCAGAAUCCGCCGAGAUGUCGUCUAACAAGGCGGCGGUGGAGGAGCUCGAGAAGGGGAGCGCGAUCCAGGUCAGCUCUACCGACAAGCACCUGACGCGUAAGGUCCUGUGGAAGCUAGACACGAGAAUCCUUCCCGUCCUCGCCGUCCUGUUCCUCUGCUCGUUCCUGGACAGGACCAAUGUGGGAAAUGCGCGGCUAUACAAUCUCGAGGGAGACAUCGGCAUCACGGACCACCAGUACGACCAAGGUCUCGCCGUCUUCUACGCGACGUACAUCCUCAGCGAGAUUCCAAGUAACCUGAUCCUCAAGAAGCUCACGCCUCAGGUUUGGCUACCGUGCCUGACUUUCUUCUGGGGCGUGUCGGCUAUGUGUCUCGGAUUCGUCCAGAAUUUCGCGGGCUUCGCUGGCGUUCGUGCGCUUCUUGGACUUACCGAAGGUGGUCUGUUACCAGGAAUCGUUCUUUACUUGUCGACCAUUUACACGAGAAGUGAACUCGCUCUGCGAAUUGGUAUCUUUUACACAGCUGCGUCUCUGUCUGGCGCAUUCGGAGGCUUGUUAGCUCGUGGGAUAGCUGAGAUAGGCACUCGAGGUGGUCUUAGCAAGUGGAGAUGGAUCUUCGUCCUUGAGGGCCUCUUCACGGCUCUUGUCGGAAUUGCUUCAUACUUCCUACUCCCGAAUGGUGUUGGUUCGGCUAAGUUCCUUACUCCUGAAGAGCGCCAAUUCGCUGUGAGCCGACUUCAUGCCUCAAGCGGUAGCGGUGACGGCAACCACCGCGAAAAGGAGGCUUCUGAGAGAUUCGCCUGGUCUGAGGUGGCUCGUGGCGUCUUCAGUCUGCAAACUUGGUUCACAGCCUGCGCAUACUUCGGUAUCCUUAGCGGCCUGUACAGCUUUGGUCUCUUUCUCCCGACAAUCAUUGCGGGAUUAGGAUACACGGCAGAUGAAGCUCAGCUGUGGUCCGUCAUUCCCUACGCGGUGGCUUCGGUAAUCACAGUCGUCACCGCAUAUAUCUCUGAUCGAUGCCGCGUCAGAGGACCUGUCAUGCUCUGCUCACUACCGUUGGCGAUUAUUGGAUACGGUGUGAUCGCCAACACGAAGAACGACAAAGUUAAAUACGGCAUGACCUUCCUCAUGGCUACCGGUCUUUACAGUAGCGUGCCACCUGUUCUGGGUUGGCUCUCGAACAACUCUGCUGGCCACUACAAGCGCGCUACCACGAGUGCCCUGCAGCUUGCCAUCGCGAACUGCGGUGGAUUCGUCGCCGUCUUCAUCUACCCCAAGACGCAAGGACCAGCAUAUUAUGAAGGUCAUACCAUUAUCAUGGGAUUGCUGUGUGGUGGAUGGUUCUUUGUUGCUUGCAAUGUGCUAUACUGCUGGAAGAUCAACCGAGACAAGGCGAACGGCAAGUACGAUAAGUACCGUGGUUUCGGUGACGACCGUGACCCUGCAUUCAGAUUGGUUCUAUAAGUUAUCGACGAUUUGAGGGAAGGAGGGAGGAAAGUAAGGGAGUUCGUGUUUUGCGGGAACCGGCAAUGAUAUAUCCGCGAGGGAAUUAUCUUAUGAACAGGAAACCGGUCCACCUUACCUUGGCGUGCGUCCCAAGAGAAGGUUGUCCUCUCUUGGCCCUCACUGAGGUAUAUCACCAAAUACCCACGGGGUUUCACUAAGCUCUAUGAUAUGCUGAGAUAUCUAGGUUAUGAGAUACUGAAAGGUAUAGGCUAACGAUAAGGGUAUGGGCAUAGAAUUGGGAUCAAGGGGCUUUUAGGAGUUUUAAACACUUAAGUAACGACUGGGAAAUAUAAUAUCUUUAUAGUCGUGUUGUCCUUCGGUGCUGAAGCGUUAGCUUGGCUCUCUUGGCCUUCUUGGCCAAUUCAGGAAUACCCAUUUGUCGAGAAUUCGUUUUCAUCCACACAUGGUACCAUAUUAACUGACCUAGUUGGUUUACUUACCUGUGUAUAUGUAUGCAUUUCUAUGUCUUAUGAGGUUUUAUAUAAAAACACACGAUACUCUCGUGAGCA